This is a messenger RNA of Prorocentrum cordatum, 471 nucleotides long. Lineage: Eukaryota; Dinophyceae; Prorocentrales; Prorocentraceae. The record is from the annotation of a GenBank genome assembly.
GAGGGAAACGAGCAAGAGUCGGAAGAGGAGGAUCAGGAAAGGGAGGAGAAGGAGGAGGAGGAGGAGGAGGAACAGGGAGGAGGAGGAGAAGCACCCGGAGAAGCAGCAGCAGCAGGAGCAGCAAGAUCAGCGCGGAAGCGGAGGGAACCGGGAGGGAGCCGCAGCGAGGGGCACGAGAGUCGGAUCCGGAAGAGCGGCCCCUGCGGAGGGACUGCCACCCCGACCAGGCCUUGCGCAGGCCACCGCCCGGGGCCCCAGAGACCACGGAGCAGCUUGCCUCCCGCUCCGCGGAGCGCGCGCGGUGCAGAGCCCGAUUAGGGCGCCACCUGGAGGCUGCGCGGCACCCGACCGCGCGCCCGUCCGUGCCACAUGCGCCCGGUCGACGCGCACAGCAUUUUGGGGUGCGCAGGGCUCACCCACGGGGGGGGGGCCACGCUACAUCGGGGAGAAACGCUUUCGCCCAGCCCCCGA